Molecule: messenger RNA, 879 nt
Organism: Linum tenue
Lineage: Eukaryota; Viridiplantae; Streptophyta; Magnoliopsida; Malpighiales; Linaceae
Source: the annotation of a GenBank genome assembly
UAAUUUUUAUAGUGAGGCACUCCAUCACUUCUACAAGCCUUGUCAUCAUCAUCUUCAAAUUUAAACACUUGUAUGACACCAAGAACAAUGAGAUUAUGCUAAAACCUUAUUCAUAAUCAUAGUAGAUUCUUCUCUCUACCCAUAAAGAUUUUCCCUGGGAAUGAUCCUCGUGUAAAUAGAAAAGCCCACACACGCAAUACCCGGCCCAGCCCAAAAUAUCCAGUGCCCAUGCCACAAAUGGCCUCCCCUCACAACAGCCGGGCCCAAACACCUCGCCGGGUUCAUCCCAACCCCAGCGUACCCUUUCGCCCCCGUCACCGUCGUCGAAAUGAAAACAAUCAAGCCCACCACAAGCCCAAUUAUCGAAAACACCACGACCCGGCCCAACGCCCUGGCCUGCCGCCCGUCGAACGCCAUCCAUAUCGACGCGUACAGAAAUAUAAACGUACAUAUAAUCUCCAGCCACAGGGCCUGACUCGUCUCAAGCCCAACCACAACGGGCCCGUUUGGGCCCGGAGCGACCACGUUGAGCGUGCAUCCGCCGAGCGAAAACGUGUCCUCGAUUGCGCCGCUCACCACGGCCUUCAGGGCCAGGGCCCCCAGCACCGCGCCGGCGCAUUGGGCCGCGAUGUAGAUGGCGGCCCGCGAGACGGACACCAGGCCCGUGAACAUGGCGGCGACGGUGAUCACCGGGUUGAGGUGGCCGCCGGAGAUCGGGAACGUGGCGAGGAGGAGGAUCGUGACGAUGCCGCCGAUGACGACCGACAUUACCAGGUUGGGCGUUUCGGUCUUGGUCUCGUAGGAGGAAAUGACGAUCGUGUCCAUCGCGAAGACCAGCACCGCCGUGCCGACGAGCUCCGCCACCGAGGCUCGCCAUAC